This is a messenger RNA of Daucus carota subsp. sativus, 802 nucleotides long. RefSeq lists its product as uncharacterized. Bases 201 to 509 code for a protein of 102 amino acids. The record is from RefSeq and is a predicted model, not a curated record. The transcript has 3 exons. Gene Ontology annotation, biological process: mitochondrial respiratory chain complex IV assembly. Lineage: Eukaryota; Viridiplantae; Streptophyta; Magnoliopsida; Apiales; Apiaceae. Gene Ontology annotation, cellular component: mitochondrial inner membrane.
CACCCCCCUUGCCAACUCCACGCGGACACUCCCGCCCACAGGAUUGUCCUUGUAGUCACCCCUGUAUUGUUAUACUUCAACAUACAUAUAUAUACACACACAAACACCGCCUAACCCUCUUUGUUAUUUCACGUAUAAACCCACCGUUUAGCUUCUAAUUUUUAUAAUUUCAUCAAACCCCUAAUCAAGAAAUCGACUAAAUGGGUGAUUCCAAGGCCAAAACCUCUGUAGAAUCCAUGAGAGAGUGGGUCGUUGAGCACAAGCUUCGCGCUGUUGGGUCAUUGUGGCUAGCUGGGAUUGCUGGAUCAAUUGCUUACAAUUGGUCUCAACCUGGUAUGAAGACUAGUGUCAAGAUCAUCCAUGCUAGGCUGCAUGCGCAAGCUCUUACUCUAGCUGCACUAGCCGGAGCUGCUGUGGUUGAGUACUAUGAUCACAAAACAGGAGCAAAGGCAGAACGCUAUGCAAAGUUCCUUCCUCCCAUGGACACUUAUUCAUCUCACAAGGAAUGAAGUUCUGGCAAAAAAGAAAAAACAACACUGGGGAAAGUUUAUGGUUAUUCAUUAUAUAGUUCACAUAUAUGUUUUUACAGUAGCGAAGUGCUUUGUGCUACAUCUUCCCAAUCCCCUUCCCCCCUAUGGAUAAUAAGUCGGAACCAAAAUUAGAAUUUGCAGUUUUGGUAGCGGAGUAUUUACCAAUCAAUUGCUAAUUUUGAAACUGUGCCCUUUUACUCAAUUUGUGGCCCAUUUUAUUUUUUAAUGUAAAAACAUAUAGGUAUUUUAUAUCAUGGUUUCUGAUGUCGGAA